CUUUCCAGUCUUGCGCAAAGCCAACACCACCGCGCCGUUGCCAAUUCCCUUUACAGAUACACAAUGCCCGACCCAGCGAGCUCACGGUUCACGCCGUCCAACAAGACAACAACUGAACGCAUCUCAGACAGCACCGUAGGCCUCGUCGCGCUCUCCGACUUUCGCAAGCGACGCGCCGAGGUCCUCGACCAGCAAGACCGCGAACGAGAAGCCGCCCUCUCCGGCACAUCCACACCAGACCGAUCCAACUCCGCGACGCCAGACCCCGGGAGCGACUCGGCGAGCGGCGCAAGCAAACCAAAGAAGAAGAAGAAGAAGCUCGGCGGCAGCAAGCUAUCUUUUGGCGACGAUGAAGAGGAAGAGGAGGGUUCGCUGCCAGUAAAGAAAGGCAAGAAGGCAGACGAAGACGAGGAUGAGAAGAGCACAACCACAAAGAAAUCCAGAGUCGUUGCCAACUCGUCCGUCGCGUUUGUGCCCAAGGUCAUGUCGAAAGCAGCCUUGCGACGUGAGGCGGCUGAGAGAGAGGCGUUGCGCAAGGAGUUCCUCGCGAUACAGGAGGCCGUCAAGGCGACAGAAAUUGCAAUCCCGUUCGUGUUUUACGAUGGAUCGAAUAUACCCGGUGGCACUGUCCGUGUCAAGAAGGGCGACUACAUCUGGGUUUUCUUGGACAAGAGUCGAAAAGUUGGCGCCGAGUUAGGCGUGGGAGAGAAAGCCAAUGCACGAAGAGAAUGGGCGAGAGUUGGUGUAGACGACCUGAUGCUCGUCCGGGGGUCCAUCAUCAUUCCACAUCACUAUGAGUUCUAUUUCUUCAUCAUCAACAAGAAUGCUGGCCCAGGUGGCCAACAACUGUUCAACUACAAAGCCGACGCGCCGCCCAAGAAAGACGGACCGGAACCAGAUGAAGCUCCGCCUGCCCCAUCUGGCGGCCUGACCACCGCAGCUGCUCUCAAGGCGGCUGCAGUCAAGGCCCUGCCCGACAUCAACACCCUUGAAGGUGCCACAGACGACCCUACCCUGACGAAAGUGGUGGAUCGGCGCUGGUAUGAGCGCAAUAAGCACAUCUAUCCAGCGAGCAUGUGGCAAGAGUUUGACCCCGAGAAGGACUAUGACACGGAGGUGCGGAAGGACGCCGGCGGCAACACGUUCUUCUUUUCGAGGUGAAGCCUGUAUCGUCGACUAUGUUUGGCGAGCCUGAAUCAGAGGACCGCUAAGGGGGAAAGAGUUACGCCACGAGCGGCGUUCUUGCGCGUUCAUCCCGACAGCGUGCGGAGAGUCAAGACGAUACCCAGGAUUAACAGCCAUCCCGGCCAGAAGACCAUGACGAUCAGCAUGUUACCUCCCGGGCCCAGUAUUGUUGUUGCAAACUCCAUGAAAACCUUCUUCCUCAACUUCUGGAUUCGUUUGGAUUCCCAUACAUGUCCCAUGGACGUGCGGAAUGCUGUCGUCGCCUUCUUGAUGGCAAACAGCGAAUGGACGGCGAAGAGUCGGGUUGCUAUGACUGCCGACGUGAGGGUUGAGGUGGCGAGAAGGUGUGCGUAGAGGAAGAGGAGCGACGACGCCACGGCCACUACUCUUUGGAAGCGGACCGCGAUGUCAAAGGUAGGCCCGAGUGCGGCAACGAGAUCUGACCGUUGGCGGAUGGUUACGCCAGGCUCGUGUUUGGACGAGGUCAAAAGCGCGACUUUGUUCAUGAUGGCGACGGCAGAAGAGGUCUCGGCGAAGACGUGAUCACGACCUACAGCGGUGCCUUGUUUGUUUUGACGUGCCCCAAUGCCAUCAGAAGCGUGGCGAGCACGUUGCAACUCACGAUAUAUAUCAAGGGGCAUCUGAAGAGCAGCGGCAACUGCAUGCGAUUCAUUCCACCCUAUGGACUUUUGGACUCGCGGUAAAAGCGCCUCUGAGGUUCUCGAUAACACAUAAAGUUUGGAUGAGCAUGAACAUCAAGUAUGAUAGAGCUCGCAGCUGCCACGGCGCUAUAUGCCUAACAUGAGCGAUGUCUAGAAUUUUCUACCCCUCCAUUGUGUCGAGAUUGAUGCUGUGACAGCCCCACCA
Molecule: messenger RNA, 2052 nt
Organism: Colletotrichum scovillei
Lineage: Eukaryota; Fungi; Ascomycota; Sordariomycetes; Glomerellales; Glomerellaceae
Exons: 2
Coding region: 64-1161 (365 amino acids)
Biological process (GO): chromatin organization
Cellular component (GO): nucleus
Source: RefSeq, a predicted model, not a curated record